Messenger RNA from Coregonus clupeaformis (lake whitefish), 3388 nucleotides. RefSeq names its product 2',3'-cyclic-nucleotide 3'-phosphodiesterase-like. The record is from RefSeq and is a predicted model, not a curated record. Gene Ontology annotation, molecular function: 2',3'-cyclic-nucleotide 3'-phosphodiesterase activity; ATP hydrolysis activity. Gene Ontology annotation, cellular component: membrane; cytoplasm. NCBI's taxonomy places the organism in Eukaryota, Metazoa, Chordata, Actinopteri, Salmoniformes, Salmonidae. The transcript is spliced from 4 exons. Bases 176 to 2293 code for a protein of 705 amino acids. Gene Ontology annotation, biological process: cyclic nucleotide catabolic process.
GAGCCCUAAGCCUUGCGCGUGCUCAAGAGCCCGUAGUUUCCGUUUUGUUUACUGAGAGUUGGGGGCAGAUUUCUGCGCCGAGUGCCCUCUGCUUCCCAUCUUUGAAAACACCUAAAUUGCAGAGUCAGCAGCAUACUCCUGACACAACAGGCACGGUCCAUUGAGGAACCCAGAUAUGGAUGCUGAGCAGAACCAGGUGUUGGACACCGAAACAGAGACUCGAGAGCAACAGGAGACUGAAGCAGGAGACUGCCCCCAGUCAAAACUCAACUCUCCAAUAGAGCCUGCAAAAUCACCAGUGAAUGGGCAAGAAAUUGAGCAUUUGCCAGAUAUGGUGACGGAAUCAGGAACGUCAGAAGAAACACAAGAGACAGAGCCUAAAGCAGAAAAAUCACCAAAGAAAAUGUCUGCAUCUCCUGAGAAGGUUCCAGAGACAUCUACAGAAAUUGUGACUAAAGCAGAGAAGUACCCAGAAAAACAACCAGAACUAGAGAGAUCAACAGAGAAGGUCCCUGAGCCAGCUACAGCAUUGUAUGUAGAAUCAGAAAACAUCCAGACCACAGAGCCUGAAAAGCAUCCAAUGCCAGAGAAAACGCCAGAGCCUCUGCCUUUAGAUGAGCCUCUGGCAGAGAAUAACAUUGAAACUGCGCCAGAGAAAAUGGCAGAACCCGGCCCAGAGGCUGUUAAACUGUCUGAGCAGGCAGCGCUCGAGCCUGUCACACAGCAAGAAUCUGAGGACGUGAAACUGCUCGAACCAGAAGAGAAAGAGCCUGGGGAAUCUGAGAAGCAGGCAGAAUCUGAUAUUGUGUUGGAGGUGGAGCCAGAGAUUCAAGUGGAGCCUGAAACUGUAAAGGAAGUGGAGGCAGACAAACAGACCGAAGCUGAAAUUGUACCGGAACCAGAGCCAAAGAAACCAGUAGCGGCUGAGACUGUGAAGGAAGUGGAAGCAGGGAAACCAGUAGCAGCUGAGACUGUGAAGAAAGUGGAAGCAGAGAAACCAGUAGAAGCUGACACUAUGAUGGAAGAGAAACUGGUAGAAGCUGAAAUAGGAAAAGGGGCAGAUGGAGUGGAGCAGCAGAAGGCAGAAGUUGUCGAGCAGGUUCCCACUCCUGGCACCCUGUCUUUUGCCUUCCUGGAGCAUGAGCAGACCAAAGCCACCCUUCGCACCUCUCGCACUCUAAUCAUCCUCAGAGGCCUCCCCGGCAGUGGCAAGAGCCUCUUGGCACGCGCCAUUGCAGAUAGCUACCAGGGUCUCUGCACUGUCUGCUGUGCUGAUGACCAUGGUGUGAAACCGGAGAAUCCAGAAGCAUCAGCAGAUGGGUACAAGGCUUUUGACGAUGCUGUGGUAGCCUGCUGCAGUGUAGGAACAUCUGCUCAAGUGAUAGUGGUGGAUGACACCAACCAUACCCAUGAUCGGCUGGCCCGUCUGGGGGAGGUGGCAGAGCAGCACCGGCUGGUGGCCAUGUUUCUGGAGCCCCGCACUGAGUGGAGCAGAGACUUGCCACAGCUGGCCAAGAAAACUCAGCGGGGGCUAGAGGAGGCCCAGAUCCAGGCCAUGAAAGUUCCCCUUGAGGAGACGUCCCUGCCCCUUUUCUUUGGCUGGUUCCUUCUCCCUGGCAUCCAGGACAAGGUCAGGUGCACGUCCUUGGACUUCCUGAAAACACUGGACACACUUGAGGCCUUCAAGAAGCACUUGCCUGACUUCACUGUUGAGGCUGAGAAGGAGGUGGACCUGGAGCAGUAUUUCCAAGCCAAUGGAACUCUUCAUUGCACUACCAAAUUCUGUGACUAUGGCAAGGCUGAGGGAGCCAAGGAAUAUGCAGACAAACCAGCCGUUAAAGAGUUGUAUGGCUCUGUGUUCGAGUUGUCUCUCAGUGCCCUCUUCGUCACACCUCGCACUGUUGGUGCCCGGGUUUCACUCUCUGAGGAUCAGUUGACCCUGUGGCCUGCCGAUGCUGAGAAGGAGGUAGUGUCUGUAGUCCCGGCCGCCACCACCCUGCCUGCUGGCAGCCGUGCCCACAUCACCUUGGGCUGUGCGGAGGGCGUUGAGCAGCUGCAGACGGGUAUCGACCUGCUGGAGAUCCUAGCGCUGCAGCAAGCGGGGCAGGAGGGCGAGCUGGUGGAGGAGAUGGAGCUUGGCUCCCUGUCCUACUAUGGCAAGGGGAGGUGGCUGCUCAGUCUGAGGGAGCCUGUCUCCGCCCAGGCCUGCUUUUCCAGCCUCUACGGGCCCAAGAAGGCAGACGCCAAGAAAGACGGGGACAAGAAGAAGAAGCAAAAGUGCACCAUUCUGUAAAGGAGAGGGGGAGGGUGGUAAUGGAUGGCUCGGGAUGAGUGGCGUACUAGUGUUCUGAUUUGUCUGUGGGGAGGUUUGUGUGUUUGUGCUACUUUUGGGGUUUGGGAGGCGUCUUGGAUAUCCCACCCCAAAUCCACAAGCUGUGUGCCUUUCUCUAUUGCUUUGCUGCACAACCCAAGAGGCCUUUAAACCACAGUUUAGGUCAAGCUUAGCAUCUUGUUCAGUGUCUUGUCAUGCGUUUUAGUGCCAUAGUUGCAAUUGGAUAGGAUUUCCAUAGACGAGGCCUGAUUUCAUGGCUCAGUUGCAGUUUAGACAGAUGUAGUAGGACUGCUUUACCUAGUACCGCUUCUCCCCGUUUGUGACCACGAUUUUCCCUACUCAAUUCAUGUAUAACACUAUAUUCAACCCCUUCCGCAUAUGUCAGUGUUAAGCAUUUAGAUGUGUUUUCAUGUUUGAUGUGAGUGGCUCAAAUAGUAUUUUCAUUGCAUGCCAGGUUUUUCAGUUUGUCAGACGUAGUUAUAGUCAUGAUUAGCUCGUUCGCAAAAAAAGUUACAUCUAUUUCAGUAAUUUCUUGUGACACUGGUCAUAAUUUCCUGUGGUAUAGUUAGUCAGCCCUGUCGUGUUUGUGCAUUUGUAUGCGUGUGUUUGGUAAGAAGGAAAGAGCUGGGGAAUUUCAUAAGUAGCACAUGGGCCAAAAAGGGUGUCUGUAUGCUUGAUUUCAUGUGCUGAACUGUGAAUGUCAUUCAUAGAGGCCCUUCCUAAUUAACUAUUUUUGCACGAUGCUGGAGAAAUCAAAGGGAGAAUGCUGAUGAGUGUGCAGUUUGUUUCAUUAGCGGGCACUUACUUGGUACUUAUCGAAUGCUGUGAAACCAAGGCCACAAUUUGCAAUCUAAUGUAGUAUAGGAGACUGCAGCCUGGGAUCAGCCCUCUUUCUGUCAACCAGUUUUCGCAUGUCAACUUGUAUGUAUCCACUGUCUGUUCAUUAGUGAUGUGUAGGUUUCUUAAGGCAAAGCCAUGCUUGUGUAGUUCUUCCAAUGAGUCACAAUUUUUGCACAUGUUUUGUACACUUAAUAAAAUAAUUUGCUUUGCUCCAAA